AUGGCACGUACAAAACAAACUGCUCGUAAAUCAACUGGAGGAAAAGCUCCACGAAAACAACUUGCAACAAAAGCUGCUCGAAAAUCAGCUCCAUCUACUGGUGGUAUUAAAAAACCACAUCGUUUUCGUCCUGGUACAGUCGCUUUACGUGAAAUACGUCGUUAUCAAAAAUCAACAGAAUUAUUAAUAAGAAAAUUACCAUUUCAACGUUUAGUUCGUGAAAUAGCACAAGAUUUUAAAACGGAUUUACGUUUUCAAUCAGCAGCAAUUGGUGCACUACAAGAAGCAUCAGAAGCCUAUUUGGUUUCAUUAUUCGAGGAUACGAAUUUAUGUGCUAUACAUGCUAAACGUGUCACAAUUAUGCCAAAAGAUAUUCAAUUGGCAAGAAGAAUUCGUGGAGAGCGAGCUUAA
Messenger RNA from Didymodactylos carnosus, 411 nucleotides. The record is from the annotation of a GenBank genome assembly. Lineage: Eukaryota; Metazoa; Rotifera; Eurotatoria; Philodinida; Philodinidae.